AUGUCUACCGGAGACCCUGGGUCCCCACUGCCGGCACCGCCACCACCGGUAUCCGCCACCAGCGUCCAGCCCCCCCGCGACCGGAUCCCGAUAAGCUCGAAGACGCAAGUCACGGGCCCCGCCACCGCCGCACCCAACUAUGCUGCCGCUGCGAGUCAGAUGGCGGCUCAAACACCUGAACAACAGCAACAACAACAACAGCGUGCCAAGGCUCUGGGCAGCCUCCUACAAGCCAUGGGUGCUGUACCCGGAAACCGUAUGGAUCGCUGGGUCCAGGCCAUCUACUUCGCCGAACUCUACCCCGUCGCCACCGCCACAUCGCUGAAAUUUUCGGCCUUGAACGCGAACCGGUCCGUCGAGAACAUCUUCGAUUACGCCCUUGAAGUGACUCUGUCUCACCAGAGCGCCUCGCGAGCGACUCAUGCCGACAAGAUCGAUCUCGUGGCCUGCGUCACGAGGCUGCUAUCGCCCAUCUCUCCUAUCUGCUUUGAGCCUGGAGUUCCUCUGCCGGACCAUCUUGCGGCUUAUCAACCACAGAUCUUAGGCGUACAACAUUCAUCAAUCCUGCGUAAUGGGGCGGCUCACCAUCGCGUUACGGUUGGGUUCGUCACCGGCGAGGCACGUGACGCGGCGCUCACGACGCCCCCCGCUCUCACUUGGCGAUCGGCGAAGGCCCGCUUCGCGAAGUCUCACAGGUUCCACCAUAACAUGGUCGAGCUUCGAAUCAACGUCGGUGUUCAAGGAGUGCCCUCCAUGGAUGCCAUCAUCAAAUCGUUCCAAUCACUUGUGCAAGACCUGUCAGCCAAGGGACAUUCAUGCCAACUUGUGCAGGUUCUGCGCGUUAUCAGCGUGGACAACGCCUCGGCCUUCGCCCACGUUGCCGGAGACUACUCGGCUUUCCUACACUUCGAUGACGACUCCCUAUUCCAACGCCCCAACACGACCUUGAAGGAGAUUCUACCUUCGAGGAUCGACCUUCCCACUCGAGGCAUCCCGGUUACCGCCCUUCGCCAUGACUAUGAGAAGGAGGCGGCUUGCGGUAGGUGCCACUUUGUGGGUCACGUGGGAACCUGCGGACUGGAUCAGGAGAGGAAGCGGAAGGAGGCUCACAACGGCAUCAUCAACAGCAACAAAAACACCAUCACCCACAACACCAACAUCGCGGAGGCCGAGGCCCCCAUUCCUGUGCUGGUUGUUAACAGGAUCGCAUCACAGAAUCACUUCGCCGGGCUCGAGGUCGAGGAGGGACAGGAGGAAGAGGUAACUGGCCAGGGCGAACAGGGACCGGAGGAAUCGGGGGAGGAAGACGCUGGUGAUAAGGCGGAUGACGAGGACUCGGAGGACUCGGAGAUGGAAUCGGAGGCGGCCGCGAAAACGGAGGUCAUCAAAAUUGAAAGCGAGGACGAGUCGGUCUUGGAGGACUGCAGCGGAUCCGAUGGAGAGGUGAUUGAUGAGAAUGAGGUGAUGGCGGAUGAAAGAGGUGAAACGGAAGGAGAGGUGGCUACGGAGAUGGAGGAAGAGGAGGUGGCGACGGAGGUGGGCGAUGUGGACGAAGCGAGGGGAUCGACGAAAGCGGAGAAUGCGGAAGCGACGGACUUAGGGGAAACGAACAGGCUGGACAAUGACGACGACAGCGACGCCACAGCAACCGCCGCCACCGCUUCCCGCGAAUCGACGCCGCACGAACCAACCCCACCUCUGUCACCCGAAACUCUCGCCAAGUCGCUACGCGAGGGGGAGGAGUGGGACAGGAUCAGAGCUAACUGGGUUGAGCAGGCACGACUUGAGCGGGACCAAAGCAUCGAGAGGAGGCUCAACGCUGAAACCCCUUUGGUGCGUCACAACUUUGCCACGUGGGACGAGGACGGUGAGAUACGCUCCAUCAACAUCAGGGGGACCGCUGCGAAGUUCAAGAAGCAGGUGAUGAAGAGGUCGCAGACUGCGGCGGACCUCAGUGACCCAAGUGACGAACCGACCGACGCCAAGCGAGUCAUCAUCAAAGGGAAGAGCCGCGUCGUGGUGAAGGAUGGAAUAGAGGGGCGGAGGGUGACGAGGUCGAUGUCGGCGGCAGCGGCGAUGCAGGUCGAGGUGACGAAGGUGGACAGAGGGAAAGGAAGAGGGGUAGCUGAGGAAAAACGAUGGUCCGACCACGAGCCCGAGGACGAUGUCCUGCCCGCCCUUCCCCUCUUUGAGGACGUCACCACCGCCAAGAGCGCCUCGACCUCGACUACCCAUUAAUAAUCAAGCACACCAUCAUCACCUGGAACGUAAGAAGGGGCAUGGGGGUCCCGGAAAAACGACGUAAUAUCUACACCUACCUUUCCACAUUCAAAGCUUCCGCGAUUCUCUUACAAGAGCAUUUCAUCAGACCACAAUUCUGGCAGCUCAUCAAGGACGAGUACGAGGGCAAGCUCUUCAUCAACCAGCACUGCCUGACCCUGAUCCCGGCCGACUCGCCCCUGAUCGACGCCGAGCUCUUGCGCACCCACUCGGCACUCGACGGCCGGCUCCUCGUCACCUCCUUUCGUCUGCGGGGCGACAUCAAAAUUCUAGAAAUCAAUAACCUCUACGCGCCCGUUGACCCAAAACAACGAGCAAAAUUCUUCGACAAACUGAUCCUCCACAAAACACAGAAAUCCCACCUCCGACUCCUUGGCGGCGAUCUCAACGACUGCCCGCGCCCAGAAGUCGAUCGGCGGAACCAAAGUCGGCGCGGCCACCACUGGCCGAUUCUGAUGGGCAAGCUCGACUCGGCCUACACGGACUGCAUCCGCUACAAGCACCCCAUCACCCCAUCUUUCACUCGACCUAAUCCCAAUCGCAAGCGACCCAACUCCUUCUCCCGGCUUGACUACUUUCUCCUACAAAGAGCUCACCAAAAAAGGCUCGACCAGGCCUCGACGAUCUACAACUAUCCCAAGGAUCUUUCCGAUCACCGACCGGUCUUGAUCGUGCUGGCUCUCUCAGACGAUCUUGAUGCGGCUCUCCCACAGCUCAGCCUACCUACCACAUCCAACCAACUACAUCGAAUCAAUACUACAACCUUCAAGACGGUGGAAUUUCAGCGGAUGAUGGAAGGAUGGUUGGAAGGGGCAAGCGGGGAGGAUCCGGUGCGAGAGCUUGAGGAGGUUCUGGAGGCGUGCAGGGACAGGGGUGGGGAGAUGGCGAGGAGGCUGCAUCGGGAGCGGACGGAACGGAUGGAGUAUUUGGUGGGGAGGGUGCAGGAUCUGGAGGCGUUACCGGUAUGGGGGGAGGCGGAAACGGCAGAAUGGACAAAGACGUCCGAGGAACUCGAGCGGGCGGUCGAGGAGCGCGCGCGCCUACUCAGGAUCCGAGCCCACGUCCCCGAGAUCGCUUCCGAGGAACGACUGUCGCGGCCGGUCCACGCCAAGCUCGCGGCGCGGAACUCGGACUCCAAGAUCACAGCACUGCGCUUGGGCAACGGAGAGCUAACGCAUGACAUUGAUGUCGCUCUUGACCACACGCAGGCGCAUUUCCAGCGCCUCUACCACAUCGAGCCUCGUGACCCGGAACGCGUCGACCGACUUCGGGACGAGCUCCUCGUGCCGAUCAGGGCGGCACGGACUUGCGACGACCCGCGCUCAGAUCCGCUCUUUCUGCGCCGACUCUCGGAAGCGCAGAUUGAUCUCCUCCAGCAACCCAUCACCGAGGACGAGGUCGUGGCCGCGAUCGGGACGACGCACCCGGGGCGAUCGCCGGGCCCGUCGGGCGUGCCUUACGAACUCUAUCAGACCGCACCGGAGGCGUGGUCCAAGGUGCUGACCAAGGCCUACAACGCGAUGAUCGAGCGCGGUUCACUCUCUCCCAAGCAGGGCCAGGGACUCGUGCGCCUCAUCUUCAAGCGCCACAAGAAGAAUGCCGAUCGCGCUGGGACCCUGGGGAACGGUCAAUCGUCGUCAAGGCCGCAGGCGAGUCGCUCGAGUGGAUCGGCCUCCCCUUCGACCCCAGCGGCGACACCGAACUCGCCUACGCGAAUCUCAUCGAACGGCUCGAGGCGACGCUGGAAGCGGUUCAGCAUCGCUGGCUCACGCACCACACCCGUGCCUUUUACGUCAAUCGGUACGCCAUUCCCAAGAUCUUGCAUUUCCUUGCAGCCGACAUCCCGCCGCCCGAAGUCGUCAAGAAGCUCGAUGACAUGCUCGUCGAUUUCGUCCGUGGGGGCAAGGGCAGGACCAGCUACGGCAGAGACAUUGUGUUCACCGCCAAGAACAAGGGGGGACUCGGGGUGAUAAGGAUGCGGGACGUUGUGGACGCGGUUGCGGCACGGCUCUGGGACGUUCUUCUCGGCGGCUCCGGCGCGAUUUGGCAAGGACUUGCGCGCGCAGCACUCCAGCGAGCUCAGCCCGACCUCGACCUGGCCACCGAUCUCUGGCCACAUCCAUCCACUCCCAUCCCCAACGACCUUCAUCCCCGAUGGCACGCCGCACUGGGCGUUCCGAAACUUCACGACGCGCAGGUCAACCCGAGGGCCUUGACCACCGCGAACCUGCUCGCGCUGCCCACCCUGCUCGGCAGCCUCCACACCCCCAUCAGAGGGAGACAGACCAUCGACGCGGUUCAUGUACCUGACUACCUUCGUCUCCAGGGCUACCCGAAGGUGGCGGAUCUCUAUCGGCGCGAGUUGUAUGCGGGUGGGGGGUUUCACCUCUGGACGCCGCCGGCGGAUGUGCUCGGCGACAACAGCGAGUACGAUCGACGCGGGCUCCCGCAGCGACUGGCAAUCGCGGCCUGGUACCGGUUCACUGUCGAUCGACACAAGAACACACCCUUGGCGGCGGCGGUGGCGGCGGGACGACUCAACGUGCCUCCCCGGAUCGGCACCAGCGCACCGCUCGAGGCGAUCAUUCCCAAGCCCGUGGCCCGCUUCGCAAUGGAGCAGCGCCUUCCGGACCCGGUGCUUCCACAACAGGCGAGCCAGUAUACGCUGCUGAACAUGGCUCGACCCUACACAAUCCGUCGCAUCCGCCGGGUCCUGAACGCGAAGGCUUUCACCAACACGCUCGGGCUCAAGGGACCACCGCAGCCAGACGAUCUCAGGAGCUUCUGGAAGGCGGUCAACUCGAAGGCACUGACAGCGAGGGAGAGGGAAGUUUGGUUCAAGCUGAUUCUCCGCUUCACCCCGACGCGCAAGCUCCAGCACGAGCAAAAGCAUGACACUUCUCCCGCGUGCCUAGUGUGCGAAGCGCCGGUGGACGACACCGAUCACUACUUCUUCGGCUGCGUCGACUCGCGGAACGUCUGGACCGCGGCAAGGGGCGUGCUCUGCGACGCGCUCGGAUGCGACACGAUCGAGGACGCCGAGUACACGACACUACAACGACUCUUUGGCCUCCCCAAGCUCAAGGCCAAGCUCAGCGAACAGGAAGGCGCAGGCAGGACGAUCGAGAUCUUCACGGGGAUGGUCUUGGAGAUGAUCAGCAGUGGGAGAUGGAGGAUGCAGAAGCACGGGACGAGGAUGGAAAGCCUGGAGCGGAGGAGGGUGGUACUGGAGGAGAGGAUGAAGUUGAGGGCGGGGGGAGCAAGGGGCGGGCGAGGGCAGUAG
Microbotryum saponariae is the source of this 5563-nucleotide messenger RNA. Lineage: Eukaryota; Fungi; Basidiomycota; Microbotryomycetes; Microbotryales; Microbotryaceae. The record is from the annotation of a GenBank genome assembly.